Messenger RNA from Morchella sextelata, 624 nucleotides. RefSeq lists its product as uncharacterized. The transcript has a single exon. NCBI's taxonomy places the organism in Eukaryota, Fungi, Ascomycota, Pezizomycetes, Pezizales, Morchellaceae. Bases 1 to 624 code for a protein of 207 amino acids. The record is from RefSeq and is a predicted model, not a curated record.
AUGACAGACGUCAAGGUUGACGCAACGACUGCUUCCAUUGCGCUCACCGUUUUCGUUCUUAUCGUGACCGGACUUCCGUAUCUGCUUCUUUCAAAAAGAUAUUUGCAAUAUAAUCCCGAUCGUGAAAGGAUUGACUCGACACAGAUACCUACGAGGAAAAAUGAGCAGAGAAGUGGGUGGGCAGAUUCGAGGAUUCAGCUUCUCACAUCUUCCCUGAGCACUCAGCGCACGUCUGUGCCUGCGGAAGUUAUCAAGAAUGAACCCCAGCUGAAGUCGAUGUCGAGUUACAGCUUCCGUAUCUCUGACAUACCAUCCUCCAUUUCGGAAGAUCAACUUCGCAUAUUUUUGGAAGAGUUGACCAUCACAAAUGGGGAGAGAAAGAAUGGAGAAAGCGUCCUGAUACUGUCUCUGGCCAAGUCCUGCUCGGGGACCGAUUCGACACGAUAUCAGAUAGCAACAGUUACCUUCCGCCAGGUACCAGGGAGACUUCGCUCGUCUACGUCUCAAUUCGAGACUGUAUCAAUUUUGAUAACGACAGGAGAUAAGUCUACUGAAGUCACUUUUGAUUCUCAUUUCCUUGGCCUAACACCGCUAUUCGGUGCUCAAACCCCCGCGGUUGAGUAA